AUGAAGGCAGCCAAAUGCCCAUCAGAUGAGUUGGCGAUCACUAACUGUGCUCUCAUAAACCCAGACGACUUUCCUAGCGAUGUCAAGCAUAUUGAAGUAUCAACAGGCCCAUCCCAGCACUUUGUCUUCAGUAUCAGAUUUUACAGUGGAGUUGAUAGGGGGACUGUAGGAUUUUCUGCUCCACAGAGAAAAUGGGCAACAUUAUCUAUUGGACAGCCUAUUGAUGUCAGUGUCUUCAAGCCUCAAAGUGCUGAGUGCCUCUGCAGUGUCACCUUGGAAGCUGAUUUCAUGCUUAAGAAGACAACAUCAAUGGAGCCUUACGAUUCAGAACAGAUGGCACGUGACUUCUUAAUACAGUUUUCCAAUCAGGUUUUCACAGUUGGUCAGCAAUUGGCCUUUUCCUUCCAAGAAAAAAAAGUACUCUCCUUGAUUGUAAAGAAUUUAGAAGCCGUGGAUGUACAGGCAUUAGCUCAAGGAGCUAACGCAGUCCCUCGAAGAGUAAAGAUGGGUAGAUUACUUCCCGAUGCCUGCAUUCAGUUUGACAAGGCUGAGAACUCUUCACUUAAUCUCGUUGGCAAGGCUAAGGGCAAACAACCUCGACAGUCUAUCAUAAAUCCUGAUUGGGAUUUCGGAAAGAUGGGAAUUGGUGGUUUGGAUAAUGAGUUCAACGCUAUCUUUCGGCGAGCCUUCGCUUCCCGAGUCUUCCCACCAGAAGUCGUCGAGCAGUUGGGAUGCAAACACGUGAAGGGUAUCCUUCUAUACGGUCCUCCCGGUACCGGUAAGACUUUGAUGGCUCGCCAAAUCGGAAAAAUGUUGAACGCGCGCGAGCCUAAGAUCGUCAACGGUCCGCAAAUAUUGGACAAAUACGUGGGCGAAAGUGAGGCGAACAUUCGCCGGUUGUUUGCCGAUGCUGAGGAGGAGGAGAAGAGGUGCGGUCCAAACAGUGGCUUACACAUCAUAAUAUUCGACGAAAUCGACGCCAUUUGCAAAGCAAGAGGCUCCACGGGAGGAAACACAGGAGUACACGACACAGUUGUUAACCAACUGCUCUCUAAGAUCGAUGGUGUGGACCAGUUGAACAAUAUUCUGGUGAUCGGUAUGACGAACAGAAGGGACAUGAUAGACGAGGCCCUACUCCGUCCCGGUCGUCUCGAGGUCCAGAUGGAGAUCGGUCUGCCCAAUGAGAAUGGCAGAGUCCAAAUUCUGAACAUUCACACGAAGCGUAUGAAGGAGUACAAGAAGAUAGCUGAGGAUGUUGACAGCAAAGAAUUAGCGGCGAUAACCAAGAACUUCUCUGGUGCGGAACUGGAGGGUUUAGUGCGUGCUGCCCAGUCUACGGCCAUGAACCGGCUGAUCAAGGCCUCGAGUAAGGUCGAGGUAGACCCCGAAGCCAUGGAGAAGCUGAUGGUGGAGAGGACGGACUUCUUGCACGCGCUUGAGAACGAUAUCAAACCGGCUUUCGGGACCGCAGCUGAGGCAUUGGAACAUUUCUUGGCUCGUGGCGUCAUCAAUUGGGGUUCUCCCGUUUCGUCGGUGCUCGAAGACGGACAGUUGUACAUACAACAGGCCCGGGCUACUGAAGCGAGCGGGCUCGUAUCUGUGCUGUUGGAAGGUCCGCCCAACAGUGGGAAGACGGCCUUGGCGGCUCAGCUCGCGAAGCUUUCCGACUUUCCCUUCGUAAAAGUCUGUUCUCCUGAAGACAUGGUCGGAUUCACUGAGACCGCUAAAUGUUUGCAAAUACGAAAGUACUUCGACGACGCGUACCGUUCGACCCUCUCGUGCAUCCUGGUCGACAACAUCGAGCGACUGCUGGACUACGGCCCCAUUGGCCCGCGGUACUCCAACCUCACGCUGCAGGCCUUGCUGGUGCUGCUCAAGAAGCAGCCCCCUAAAGGAAGGAAACUGCUCAUCCUGUGCACGAGUAGCAGACGCCAAGUGCUAGAAGACAUGGAAGUGUUGUCAGCGUUCACGGGCGUCCUGCACGUCCCGAAUCUCUCUCAGCCGGAGCAUGUUAUGGCCGUUCUAGAUGAAAGCGAUGCCUUCUCGAAGAAGGACCUCGCGAAGAUUCAGAAAGAGUUGCGGGGAGCCAAGAUAUUCAUCGGCAUCAAGAAGCUGCUCGCCCUGGUGGACAUGGUGAAGCAGACCGACGAGGAGUCCCGGGUGUUCAAGUUCCUCACGAAGAUCCAAGAAGAGGGAGGCCUAGACCUCGGCACCACUAUUCAAUAA
Molecule: messenger RNA, 2226 nt
Organism: Pieris macdunnoughi
Lineage: Eukaryota; Metazoa; Arthropoda; Insecta; Lepidoptera; Pieridae
Source: the annotation of a GenBank genome assembly